Messenger RNA from Guyanagaster necrorhizus, 1443 nucleotides. RefSeq lists its product as uncharacterized. The record is from RefSeq and is a predicted model, not a curated record. The transcript has 3 exons. NCBI's taxonomy places the organism in Eukaryota, Fungi, Basidiomycota, Agaricomycetes, Agaricales, Physalacriaceae. The coding region runs from base 146 to 1144 and encodes 332 amino acids.
AAACCGGUCCGACCUCCGGCUUCAAUCCUCAGAUGCAUAUGGCUGUGCCCUAUUCUUCUCUCGCCCGCCUAAUUCCAGCUGGUCUGCGUAUUAUUGCCCUUUCCUUUCAUUGACCGUUUUCUUUAUUCGUUUAUUUGAAUAAUUUAUGUCCACCCAUUCUCGUGCUGGUGGGCUACCCAGCAAUCCCCAGCGCUCUCGUUCAACAAGGGAUCGUUCCCGACUUGAUGAAGAGGAUAGCUACCAUCGAGCGCCAUUUCUACCGUGUCAAGUUCGCCCUCAGAAAUCUACCCCAUCCAUACGCAUGCAAGGCGGUCGUUCUCGCCCACCGCCUUUGCCACAGGCGCGAUGGGCUUCUUCGUGCUCGAAUCACCCCUACGACCAUCUAUCUGACGCCACUUCUUAUCACCCGUCUGGCCAGUCGUCGGCUUCCUCGCCUGCUCCAUCACUAUUCAGCCGCAUGAAGCCUACCGCAAGCUAUUCGUCUUCUCUCACAAGCCUUGACGACGAGGAGCAACGGUCAGCCGGGAACCCCGGUCACUCUCUUCGUACUCGACGGCCUAUGCGGUCAGAUGCCAAAGUUGAACCGACCUAUGUUCUAUCGCAAGCCACUUCGGCAGAUACUGGCGACGGUGCCACGAUUUGGAGUCGGGUUGCCACAGCAGCAAGUACUCUGACCGUCAGUGUUAGCAAAGCCUGGACUACUAAUGUUACAACAAUGUCAGGCGAGGAAACGCCUCCAGGGCAGGAAUCGCGACUCACGCGUGCAAUGAAAGCCUACCACAUUGAAAAAGCUCGCAAUCCCUCUGAUCUGCCUGCGUGGCUCUUUGAUGAACAUGAGCGUACUCCGCUUCCUCGAUAUGAUAGAUACGAGGUCGCUGAGAAUCCAAUUACCGAGCUACCGCGUCCCAAAGGUCUCCGCGACGCCUACGAUACAGCAACUGUCACUGCUUCCACACCCUCAAACUCGGAACGAACACGUGGGCCUAAUUAUGUGGACGAUGUCCAACCAUCGAAAGCCACAGAUCGUUUGAAGGCGCUUCGCGACGCCAAACGCAGUGCAGUCAAACCACGGACCAUGAUGUCGGCGAACGAGACCGGAUUGGAUUAUCGUCAACCUGCAACGAGGUCACAGCGAGGUGACUGAUUGGAUGAUGAACGACCUAUUAGAUUCUAUCUUUGAUGCAACCGCGUGUACAGAACCGGAGAUGUGGUACAGAGAAUGGACCUUAUUCUUGGUAGCUUAUCUGGAGCGUGGCACUCUUCGUUUUGUAAGACUUAUCUUAUUGAAUACCAGUGACAAUUUGUUGUACAGCUGUACAGGAAAGGGGACCUUUUGUAUACGCGGAAAAGCGAUAGUGGCAUGUCGUUUCGAAAACAAGGUAGCAACUGGCGUCCGAGAUGACCGUUUACGGAUCGGCAGAUUGGAACAUGAGCAACAUGCGU